AUGUGGCACUUCCUCGAUCUGAGUCAAGACCAGAAACUUGAAAGAAGGCGUCUAUUGGAUCUGUAUGGCUCGUUGGCUCAGGUUUCGGCUCUCAUACCUCUUGCUAUCCUCCAGAUAUACUUCUUCAUUGGAUGGCUUCAACGUAGAUGGGCGAGGAGAAAUGGCGGAGACGAUAUACCAAGCUCACCUCAAUUGAAGAAACAGCGAUCGGAUGGUCUUACUGGAUCCGUGGCGAGGUCGAAGGAGACGUGGAGGAAGGUAUUCUGGUGGAUGGGCGAUACCAUCGAUAUCUGGGGAUCGCGAGUCAAAAAGGGAGAAAUUGUCGCUGGAGUAGUGUGGACAGCUUGGUUGUUAUUCUUGAGCUGUGUUCAAACUCAAGGCGAUUACCUCCACCUGACGAAACGAUUUGGUAUCGUAGGUGCAUCGCAACUGCCACUACAAUAUCUUCUUGCCUUCAAGUCGCCGUUCAGUCCUGUCCACCACCUCACCGGAUGCUCCUGGCCAACUCUCAAUGCAGCACACCAAGUCCUGGGUCGCAUCUCGACGCUUCUAUUCUAUCUGCACGCAGGGUUCUAUCUGAACUUCUUUAUCCAAGCACACGUCCUAGCAAAACGCAUCAAGGACUGGGAUGUUAUUCUCGGACUAGUCGGAACCAUCGCUUUCACAGCUGUAGGAACAACUGCACUCUCGUGGGUUCGCAAGUUGAGUUAUCGAGUGUUCUACACCACACACGUCACUCUGGCCAGCAUAUUGCUUCCCGUGCUCUAUUUCCAUGUCCACCAUAUUCGCAUCUACAUUUUGGAGACGCUGGUAGUAUAUGCAGUGCAUCUGGUACUGCGUAUACUCAACGAACACAAAGUGGAGGGGUCCUUGACCAUGGUAUCUGGUACUUCCAACCUUUUGGAAAUCAACAUCCCCAUCUCUGCAAAGUCGAAGACAAAGUCCAUCAUGCAUUGGCUACCGGGUCAACACGUCUAUGCUUCAUUGGCAAACGGACCGGUAUACACGCGUUCGCUCAAAUCAAGAAGUCCAUUCACCAUUGCAUCUCUACCAUCUGAAGAUGGUAACCUCAAGCUGGUAGCCAGAGUACUGGAUGGAAAUACCGCUGCUCUGGCAAAAGCAGCAACAGAAGGAGCGACUGGCAAGUCCACUUCCAUGCCGCUGAUCCUAGAGGGACCAUACGGCUUGUCAACACAUUCAAACACCUUACUCGGUUACAAUCGUGUUCUUUUCAUAGCCGGCGGAGUGGGUGCAACUUUCAUCGUACCGCUCUACAGAACGCUCCUCAAAGAUCUUUCGCCGAGUCCUGGAAGCCGCAGGAGACAAAAUGUCGCAUUCGUCUGGGCAGUAAGAGACGAAGCAGAGACGAACUGGGCAGUUCCAGAAGACGAACAAGAAAAGAAGGGCAUGCAAGAGCGCAUGACCGUCUACGCCACUAGAAGUGGCAGGAUGGACGAAGAUGAGCAAAAGACAAAUGAGAUGGACGAGGGCAUCGAGAUGGAACGACUGCUACCAAGCGGAGGCAUGGAUAGUUCAGCACAAGGAUGGCAGAUUAACCAUGGCCGUCCUGAUUUGGGCGAGAUGGUAGACAGAGCAUUCAGCCACACACGGGAAGAUACAAAAGUGGCGGUUCUUGUCUGUGGUCCAAGGUCAAUGGCUGACGAGGUUAGGAUCAAGAGCAGUAAAUGGGUUGGCAAGCGGGAUAUUUGGUUACACGUCGAGGCUUUUGGGUUGUAG
This is a messenger RNA of Aureobasidium pullulans EXF-150, 1737 nucleotides long. RefSeq lists its product as uncharacterized. Gene Ontology annotation, cellular component: plasma membrane. Gene Ontology annotation, molecular function: ferric-chelate reductase activity. NCBI's taxonomy places the organism in Eukaryota, Fungi, Ascomycota, Dothideomycetes, Dothideales, Saccotheciaceae. The record is from RefSeq and is a predicted model, not a curated record. The transcript is spliced from 2 exons. Bases 1 to 1737 code for a protein of 578 amino acids. Gene Ontology annotation, biological process: copper ion import; iron ion transport; intracellular iron ion homeostasis.